Schistosoma spindalis is the source of this 2812-nucleotide messenger RNA. Lineage: Eukaryota; Metazoa; Platyhelminthes; Trematoda; Strigeidida; Schistosomatidae. The record is from the annotation of a GenBank genome assembly.
AUGCAUAUCACAAUGGAUGAAUCUAAUAAAGAAUUAAUUAAUAAUAUACCACAUUCACGGAUAAAAACACGAUCAUCUGGUAAAUGUACAUUAGCUAGGAAACGUUUAAAACAAGUGUUUAAUAUGAGAAAAUAUUAUUUAUCUAUUAUUGGAUUGACAAGUUUUGAAGCAUUAUUAGUAUUAUGUCGUAUGAUAUUAGAAAUAGAAUCAUUACGUUUACCUCCCGGAAAUAGUCAACGAUUAAUUUUAGAAGGUCAAUUAGCUUUAGAAUGUUUAAGUUUAUUUACAUUAACAUUAUUUAUUGUGGAAGUUCCAUUUAAAAUAUGGGCUAUGGGAAUUCGUCAAUGGGGUCGUCAAUUAUUAUUUAUUAUAGAUGGUCUUAUAUGUGCAGUUUGUUUCUCAUUAGAUAUAUAUAAUAUAUAUCGACAUUCUAGUAGACCAUCAAGAAAGAUUACAUCAUCAAAAGUUUUAGAAUUAUGUAAUUAUUUACAUAAUACUUUUCAAGCAGAUACAGCUUCAACAUUUGCUGAAAUUUUUGGUCUUAUGAUUGUUUAUAGAUUAUGGUAUAUUAAAAGAUUUAUAAAAAAAACAGUAUUGAUUAAAAAUAAACAAUCAAUUAAAAGAAUUCAAGAACUUCAACAAAUUUAUGGUGAUGCUGAUCAACGUAUUAAUCAAUUAGAAACUAUAUUACAAGAACAAAUUGAUCGUAAAGAUAAUCAUCGAUCAAUAUCGAAUGUAAUUUUAGAUAAUAAACAAGGACAACAACAAGCAAAAUCAAUAUCAAAAGUGAAUUAUACAAAUCGUCCUGUAUCACGUCAAUUUUCUAAUACAGAAUGCACAUCUGAUGAUUAUGAAACUUGGAUACCGCACUCAUCAAAUGAAGGUGGUAAAGACGGUUGUUUACUUGGUGUUCGUGAACAAUUCAAACGAUUGAAAAAAGAUUCUCUUUGUGCAAAUGAAUAUGAAAUGGAAACGCGUGUACAAGUGGAAUUUUGUCCAUGCACUCAAAGUGAUUACGAGUGUGAAUACGGAUUUUAUCGUCAACCUGGAUCAUUAAAUUGUAUUCGAAAUCCGUAUAUUCCACCAUUAGAUCCUUGUACAUUACCAAAAAAACAACGUCAAACUAUUCAUCAGUUAGGUUAUCGUUUAAUACCAGGUGAUCGUUGUGUUGGUGGUUGGCAGCCUCCAGUAUGGAAUCAAACUAUUUUAGAUUUAAUCAAAUCAUGUCCAUAUAAUAAUGCUGAUGAUGAGGAUGAUAAUUCUUCUAUUACACAUAAUUCAUCUGCAACAAUUAUUUCUAUUAUUCUACUUAUAUUUGGUGUAAUAAUACUACUUAUUUUAUGGAUUAAAUCAAAUAAUCAUAGAAUGAUAAACAAUACAUCAAAUUAUCAUUUUGAUAGUAGAUAUUUUAAAGUAAAUACAAGUAAUGCAUUAAAUCGUUUACAUAAUUGGUUUAUACCAUGGAAAAGAAAUAAUUUCACUGGAUUUAUGAACAAUAAUAAUAAUAAUAAUAAUAAUACUAUCGAUGCUUGGAAUAGUACUGAUAGAAUAUCUUCAACAUAUAAUGAUAGUCGAACUAUUUUAUGGCCACCUACAUCUACCAUUACUCCAUCAAUGCAUAAACAAACUAUUAAUUCAAAUCUAUUCAAAAUCAAUUGUAUACAACCAAAAAUAUUCAAUAAACAAAUAAAAACUACUCAAAUGAGUAGUAGUAACAAUAAUAAUAAUAAUAAUGAUAUUCAUCAUUUAUCAGAUCCCAAUAAUAAUAAUAAUAAUAAUACAAUAAUUAUACCAAAAAAAUCUAUUUCAAUUCCAACAUUUAAAAAAGGAAGCGGCGGUGUUCUACAACAAUAUUUUCAUCGUAAUGAUACAGAUAUGACAAAUUUAUUAGAAGCAGAAGAAAUUCCAUCUACAUCUUCACUAUUAUCAUUAUCAUCAAUGAAUAUAAUUACUAAUAAUAGUAGUAAUACUUGUAAUACAAAACAAUCAUUCGGUGAUCCAUUAACUUCAUUUGCAUAUAAAAACUCUUUAAUAAAAUUAUCCAAUGGAUCAACAAGGGUAUACAACGAGAAUAAUGAAUGUAAUACGUUGGUUACUAAUACUACUAGGAAUAAUAAUAAUAAUAAUAAUAAUAAUAAUAAUAAUAAUAAUCCUAGUGAGUUACAUCAAACUAUGCUACAACAAAGUACACCAUUCACAAAUCAUCAUAAAGACAUUUUAGAUCAAUAAAUGAUGAAAUAAUCCUUUACUUCACUUUAAACUCUUCCAUUACACAUAACUUCCAGUAUCAAGUAAAGGAAAGAAAAAAUGAUGAAAGCAAACAACACUGACAACAAUAACAGUACUAAUAAAUCAGAAGACAAAAUUCAGUCUUCUUCCUUUUUCUAACUCUUUAUGUUAUUGUUAUUAUUGUUGUUGUUGUUGCUGUUUGCUCUUUCCUUUUUGUUUUCUAUUCAAUGUUCAUUUGUUCUUUUGGUUUUCAUUUGUUUUAUUUUCUUUAUUUCGAUGUUAUUACUACUAAUGAUGAUUAAUCUCAUAUUGAAUAAUUUUCUUACUUAUGGAGAUUAUAGUAAUUUCAACAGUUGAGAUCAUGAGUCAAUUGAAGUUAGAUCAUCAUGGAAAACCUGGAAGCACUGGACGGCCGUUUCGUCCUAGUAUGGGACUCCUCAUCAGUACGCAUCCACGACCCCGCCCCCCCAAGGGAUUCGAACCCAGGACCUAUCAGUCUCGCGCCGGGCGCUUGACCAACUAGACCACUGGGCUGGCUGGCAUCCAAUGGUGUUAAUGUCUAACUUCAACUAAUCCACGAAAU